ACCGGUUUCGAGCCACCUUAAAAGCGGGAGGCAACUGUGAAGUUGCUGGCCAGUAAGUGGUGUGGAGACUACGAAGGGACAUACGGAGAGGGCAGAGAGAGGAAGAGAGAGAAAGUGAGAGAGAGGAAGAAAUUUAUCCUGGGAUCCAGAAGUUCGUGUUAACCUGUGGAAAAUCAAAUCCCUGGAAGUCUUCAGAGACAAGAAGAAAAGAGAUAGAACGCCAGAAACUCCUCUCCACCUCUCUCUUCUAACCCCCAAAUUCCUGGUCCCUUGUACCCCAUUGUGGGGAUAAUAUGUUGUUCUUCGCUCUCCUGUUAAAGGUGACUUGGAUCCUGGCUGCAGAUGGGGGUCACCACUGGACAUAUGAAGCUUCAUUGUUCUGAAACUACAGGCCCACACGGUCAGGACCAUUGGCCAACCUCUUACCCUGAGUGUGGAGGCGAUGCCCAGUCCCCCAUCGAUAUCCAGAUAGACAGUGUGAUAUUUGACCCCGAUCUGCCUGCUGUACAGCCCCAUGGAUAUGACCAGCUUGGGACUGAGCCUUUGGAUCUACACAAUAAUGGCCAUACAGUGCAACUUUCCCUGCCCCCAACCCUGCACCUGGGUGGACUGCCCCGAAAAUACACAGCAGCCCAGCUGCACCUGCACUGGGGUCAGAGAGGAUCCCUCGAGGGAUCAGAGCACCAGAUCAACAGUGAAGCCACGGCUGCAGAGCUCCACGUGGUUCACUAUGACUCGCAGUCCUACAGCAGCUUGAGUGAGGCAGCUCAGAAGCCACUGGGCCUGGCUGUCCUAGGCAUCCUCAUUGAGGUGGGCGAGACUGAGAAUCCAGCUUAUGAUCACAUUCUGAGUCAUCUACAUGAAAUAAGAUACAAAGAUCAGAAGACCUCUGUGCCUCCCUUCAGCGUGAGAGAGCUGUUCCCCCAACAGCUGGAGCAAUUCUUCCGCUACAACGGCUCACUCACAACUCCCCCCUGCUACCAGAGUGUGCUCUGGACAGUCUUCAACAGAAGGGCCCAGAUUUCAAUGGGACAGCUAGAGAAGCUCCAGGAGACAUUGUCCUCUACAGAAGAGGACCCAUCUGAGCCCCUUGUACAGAACUACAGAGUCCCCCAGCCUCUCAACCAGAGGACCAUCUUUGCUUCUUUCAUCCAAGUGGGACCACUGUAUACCACAGGAGAGAUGCUGGGUCUCGGUGUGGGGAUCUUGGCUGGAUGUGUUUGCCUUCUGCUGGCUGUUUAUUUCAUCGCUCAAAAAAUUAGGAAGAAGCGGCUGGGAAACAGGAAAAGUGUGGUUUUCACCUCUGCUCGGGCUACCACAGAGGCGUGAACUCUGUCUCAAGAUGCUGCGGAUGCCUUCCUCUCCUCCUGCCAGGGAGCCUCUCUGAGAGCUGCAGGCACUGGACGACCAGUUGUAGGCAGGCACGUGUCCUUCUAGGUACCACUUCUCUAUACACAUACACCAGGGACCCCAGCUCUUCAAGGAAGGGCUGAGCCUUUGGCCUUUCAAAGCUGUAGAUGAGGAGAUUCCCUGUUCUCAUGUUUGGUUAGGAAGAAGCUGAGGAUAAACUCUGCCAUCCUUCACCUCACACCGCCAUGUUCUCUCCCUUAGAUACACGUUGUAGGUUUUUUUCCUCUAGGAAAAAAGGGCUGCUGCUGGGAUUUUAAUUAUUUUUUGCUCAAUGUAUGUUUGAAAAUUAAAAGUCUUUGACCUUAA
Mus caroli (Ryukyu mouse) is the source of this 1716-nucleotide messenger RNA. Its product is annotated as carbonic anhydrase 14. Gene Ontology annotation, molecular function: carbonate dehydratase activity; zinc ion binding. The record is from RefSeq and is a predicted model, not a curated record. Lineage: Eukaryota; Metazoa; Chordata; Mammalia; Rodentia; Muridae. Gene Ontology annotation, cellular component: plasma membrane.